This is a messenger RNA of Amborella trichopoda, 4932 nucleotides long. RefSeq names its product SET domain group 29 (gene SDG29). The record is from RefSeq and is a predicted model, not a curated record. Gene Ontology annotation, molecular function: protein binding. NCBI's taxonomy places the organism in Eukaryota, Viridiplantae, Streptophyta, Magnoliopsida, Amborellales, Amborellaceae. Gene Ontology annotation, biological process: regulation of transcription by RNA polymerase II.
ACUAAAUGGAUUCUGAUUUCUAAUAAACCUUGGUCCAUUGAAAAAUUUGGUCUCCCCUUCAAAUUGGAGCCAAAACAAAAACCAGUUCUAAUAUAAAUUCCCUCCCGCCCCUUCCCUCCCCUUCUCUCUCACAAGCCAAUUUUCCCUAAUCUUUUCGCUCUCAAAAUUUUAUCGGAAUUCUAACUUAUCGACGGUUUUCCGGCAACUAAACUGAUUUUCUGGUCAUAUCUAAUCGAUACAUUAUAUAUAGGUGUAUUAUUCCUUUAUAUUAUGCAAUAAAUUCCCCGCUUAAACUUCGUUCUGUGAUCCUAAUGUUUUCUAUUUCGUUCUUUAAUCCUCUUCAGAGUAAUUUUUUCUGGCCGUUUCUGGGUUUUCCGGCGAGAAUUUCUGGCCAUACACGUAAAAAGUCGUAGCAAGACAAGGGGAGGAAGCUCUUCUGGAUUUUUACAGGGUGGGUUGUGAAAUUAGGGUUGCAGGUGCUGCGGUUGUGUGAGAAUUAGGUUUUAUCCCUCUCUCUUUCUCUCUCUCUCUCUUUAUUUGUAGAGUGAAGCGUGGGCCUCUAUUGUUUAUGUUUUUGUAAAAAUACUCUCUCUCCCUCUGUCUUCUUUGGUACUUAUUUUGGGGCGAUUUUGAAUUCAGAACAAUGCAGUAGGAAUUGAAAAAUCUAGGAUCUUGUUUAUUCUCUCUCCUAGUAAUGGAGGGAACCAGGGUGCUCAGGCCCAAGCGCUUGAACGAUACUACAUAUUCAGAGGAAAUUUCAGAUGAUUUUUCUGAAGACUUAUCUGAAUCUUCGAGCAAGAAGAAGAAAAAGAAGGGGAAUUACCAGUCUCUUGACGUUCUUGGAGAAGCAGCGGCUUAUGCCACAGGCAUCGAUUCUCUGGUUCACGCCAGUUACAUUGCUCCUGAUUCUUACUGUCCCAAAUUCCAACAACCAUUGCCCGAAAAUGAUCUGAAAUCCACUGGAUUUUGGCCAAAACCCAUUGGAAGCGGUAUUACAUCUCUUGGCACUGAGGUCUCUCCUGACCAAAAUCGAAAGAAUUCAGGCGAGGUUGCUCAUUCUCCUGUCAUUCGAAGUUCUCGUGGUCGAGUUCAGGUACUCCCUUCUCGUUUAAAAGACUCGGUUCUCGAUUCAUGGAAGAAGAAAACAAUCAGGCCGAGCUCUAAGUGGAAUGGGAAGCCUCAGGACCAUGAAGAGGGCAAGUCAUCGGGUACUUUAAAUCAAUUGGCUCCAAUUGAGAUUGAUAGUAAGACGCCAUUGAGUGGUAUGGUAGGGAACAGCCAAUUAGGGUUUGGUCAAUGUGAUAUGAAGUGGAAUUCUGUUUCAUUGGCCUGUGUUUCUUCAUAUUUAGAGGAUUCUAAGAAGCCCAAGGAAAUGUUGGAUUCAGUUCUGGAGAGGGGAUUGAGUAUUUACAAUUCAGUUGUUUUCGAGGUACCUAGAACUGAUGCUAAUAGCUGUACUUUUUUGAGCAAUUUUGAUUCCAAGGUUGAGAGAAAACCAGGGGCUUUUCCAGGUAUUGGGACUAUCACCUCUAGAACGGAUUUUGAUGAUGGGAAAGAUUUUGUUUAUAGAGGUAAUGUAUUUCCUGGUAUGAGCACCCCCAAUUCUAAAGCUGAAGAAAAAUCUAGAGCUUGUAUAAAGGCAGAAGCUGUCUCAUCUCGUAUUGGACAAUGUGAUUCUAUGAUCAAGGAGGAAAGCAGAAUUAUUGAUUCAUGGGGUGGAGAAGAAACUUGGCCUUCUAGUACAGCUAGGAUGACUAACUUUGAUUCUAAAUCUUGGGGGAGAGCAAAGGAUUCUGAUAUUCCGGGAAUAUGUGCCGUUGAUUCCAAAAGUGAGGGGAAAACCGGUGUUUCCAAUCAUAUGCAUAUUUGUGAGUCCUUCGAGGAGAGAUUCAUGACUUCUGUUCAUAAAGGAAAUGUUGCACCUGAGAAGCAGAAGAUCAGGGACUCUUUGGAAAGAGGCUGUGGAAAUGGUGAAAAGGGAGUUCAUAGGUUAGAGGAAUUUGUUGUAGGUGAUAUUGUUUGGGCAAAGUCUGGGAAGCGGUAUCCAACUUGGCCUGCCGUUGUUAUUGAUCCUUUGACACAGGCUCCUGAUACCGUUCUCAAUUCCUGUGUACCCGAUUCCCUCUGUGUCAUGUUCUUCGGUCAUUCAAAAAUGGCAGGAAAAGAAAGGGACUAUGCAUGGGUGAAAGAGGGAACGGUUUUCCCGUUUAUAGAUAAUUUGGACAGAUUCCAAGGACAGACCCAACUGCAUAGGAGCACACCAAGUGAGUUCAGGAUAGCAAUAGAAGAAGCUUUCUUAGCAGAGCAUGGGUUUGAAGAAACAUUGGAUAAUGAGCUGAAUAAUAGUGGGCAACAAGUCCAUUCUCUAUCCGUCCCAAGAGGUGUUCAAGAAGUUACUGAUUCGAAUCAGGAUCAAGAGGGUCACUCACAGAACCAGGUUACAUUUCAUAAAAAAGUAUUGGAUGGACGAAAUUGUGAUGGCUGUAAUUCGGUCCUUCCACCAAAAUUAGCCAAGAGAUUAAGUACUGAAUCUUCAGGCCAAUUAUUAUGUAAACGUUGCUCCAGGCUAGCAAAGUCUAAACAAUAUUGUGGCAUAUGCAAGAAAAUUUGGUAUCAUUCAGAUGGAGGGAGUUGGGUACAAUGUGACAGAUGUAAGGUAUGGAUUCAUGCUGAGUGUGCCAAAAUUAGCACCAACUGUUUAAAGGAUCUGAAAGACAAGGAGUAUUUCUGCCCAGACUGCAAUGGAAACUUCAAUCGUGCAGCCUCUAUUGGUGGGCGUCAACUUACUAGCUCUAACCCACAUGUUCCCCUUGAUUCUAUUGAGGUUUGGUGUAAUUGGGUUGAAGGGUUGUACUUCCCGGGGCUUCACAAGGUUUUAUGUGCAUGCUCUUCAUGUGGGGACUUUAAGAUGUCACUUUGUGAAUGGGAAAGGCACACAGGCUCCAAAAAGAAAAAUUGGAAGGCCAGUGUCAAAGUGAAAAGAUCACUGCAACCACUUGGACAAUGGUUACAACAGUUUACAGAAUCAAAUCCUGGUGCUUUUGGUAAUAAUGAAUGUCACAAGAUAUCUCCUGUAUUGUACUCGGGAAAGCUGGAGGUCUUCUAUCGCUUACAAGAAAGAGGCUCACUCAAUUUUCGGAAGCGGGAUUUGCUUGCUUACUUGCAAGAGAAAUAUGAUCCAGUACAUGCUAAUUGGACCACAGAACGGUGUGCAAUAUGCCGAUGGGUUGAGGAUUGGGACUACAAUAAGAUUAUAAUUUGUAACCGAUGUCAAAUAGCCGUUCACCAGGAAUGCUAUGGGGCAAGAAACAUACAGGACUUCACUUCUUGGGUUUGUAGGGCAUGCGAGACCCCAGAAAUCGAGCGGGAAUGUUGCCUUUGUCCUGUAAAAGGUGGGGCUUUGAAACCAACAAAUGUCAAACCGUUAUGGGUUCAUGUCACGUGUGCUUGGUUUGCACAUGAGGUUUCCUUUAUGAGCGAUGAGACUAUGGAGCCAGCAGUUGGCAUCUUGAAAAUUCCAUCCAAGACUUUCCUACAGGUUUGUGUUAUAUGCAAGCAGAUGCAUGGUUCAUGUACCCAGUGUUGCAAGUGUCAAACCAAGUACCAUGCGAUGUGUGCAUCAAGAGCGGGCUACCAGAUGGAGUUGCAUUGUUCCAAGAGAUAUGGAAGGCAGACUACAAGAAUGGUCUCAUAUUGCGCUACACACAAGACACCGAACCCUGAUAAUUCUCUAAUGAUUCGGACCCCCCAAGGACUGUUCUCAAUCAAGGAUGAGCCCCAAAGAAUGGAGACACAAAGUGAUUCAAGGUUAAUUGAGUCGAGCAUAUCUGAUGUUUCAGAGGGCUCGCCAGAGCAGAGUCUGCAGUCCAAUUCUUCAUCUGCUGCCAAGUGCCAGCCUUAUGAUACUUUAAUAAACAUGAGAAUAGAAAAGAAGGCUAUUGCCCACAGAUUGAUGGGACUUUGUCGCCAUUCUUUGAAUGUAAUUGAAGAAAUGAACGUAUUCCGGGAAGAAAAGGAUCCAAAAAGCUUUUCAACAUUCAAGGAACGCCUUUCCUACCUCCAGUCUGCUGAGAAGAAAAGGGUUUGCUUUGGAAGAUCUGGAAUACAUGGAUGGGGCCUUUUCGCUCGAAGAAACAUUCAAGAAGGAGAGAUGGUAGCUGAAUAUCGAGGGGAACAGGUUAGGCGAAGUGUAGCGGACUUACGGGAAGCCCGGUACAAAUUGGAAGGGAAGGAUUGCUAUCUUUUCAAAAUAAGUGAAGAGGUAGUGAUUGAUGCAACAGAUAAAGGAAACAUAGCACGCCUAAUUAACCAUUCAUGCAUGCCCAACUGCUAUGCAAGGAUCAUGAGUGUCAAUGGGGAGGAGAGUCGCAUCGUACUUAUUGCAAAAACUGAUGUCUCUGCCGGUGACGAACUAACGUAUGACUACCAGUUUGAAGUUGACCCCAAUGAUAAGUGUAAAGUUCCUUGCCUCUGUAAAGCCCCAAGCUGCCGCAAAUUCAUGAAUUAGAAGACCUUAACCCACCCAUUGUUUUACAAUGCAUUCAGCUCUCUCGUCAAUUUCUCUCGCUCUCUCUGCCUCUCUCAUUUUUUCAGUGAUUCUUCAAGCCAGAAUAAGGUUAUUUGGCAGCCAUGCUGGUUUCUACCUUGUAAAAAGUUGUUUCGAGCAAGUUGGUACUACUCUUUAACAGUGCCAACCUCUCAAUUAUUUGUGCCACUGAUUUAUUCAUUAAAUGUCAAAGUUAUAUAUUCAAUUGUAAUCACCCUCGCUCUCUCUCUCUAAAUCUCUGCUAUAGCUAACUUAUCAUGUAAUUCGGGAGAAACAGUUUUGCUGCAGAUGUGGAGAGUGUGUGACUUUGACAUCUUUUAUGUUCCUUUUGUCCUCAUUUGGACUUUAUCAUUUGGACUUUAUCAUUGAUCUUCAAGGUUUCCUGC